CGCGUUUGACAGAGGGGGGCGGGGCCUGCAGAAUGUAGCGAAGGGCAGUAGAACCGCAACACCUGACAGUCCUAAGGAACACGUAGAGAGACAGUGGAGCUGUAACAUUAAAGGAGCAACCGUUUAACGCAGUGAAGUCCAUCAGUGCGGCGUCCUUGAAGAUAUAUAGAAAGUUUGGUAACCAUGGCUUUGGAUGGAUGUGGACAGGUGUGCAAAUUCAUGCUCAUCAUUUUCAACAUAUUGUUUCUGCUGGCUGGUCUUGUGAUGUUUUGUGGGGGUUUAUAUCUGAGGUUCAGCGCUGAAGGACCAUACAACAUGGAUUUAAAAACGAACCACUUCAUUGUUGUGGUAUCAGUGCUGAUAGUGGUUGGAGCUGUGCUUCUGCUCACUGCAAGUGCAGGAGAUUGUGGCUCCUGCAGUGAAAAUAAAACAGCACUGGGUGUGUACACCAGCCUGCUGACCUGUCUAGCUAUACUGGCCGUCAUUGCUGGUGUCCUGUCCUUCACUAACAUCAGAGAGUUUUCUAGCCACUUAGGUGAAUUUUACGCCACCGUUUACGCCCAGUAUCUGAUUAAGAAAGACUGGAUCCGCUCCAUCAUCCUCAAACUGUUCCAUAACACUUUUGACUGCUGUGGAUUAGGAGGCACUGUGCAGACAAUCCUGCAGGAGACUGAUACCUGUCCUCAGAGGUACUCACUGCUGGGAAUAUCCAUAUCCACCUCCACUAGCUGCGUGACUGCGAUCCUGGUUGACCUGCAGGCAUCCACAGUUCUGGGAGUAUUUCUGGGCAUUGCUGGUGCCAUGAUUGUGGCUGUAGUGUGCGCUUCUGUCAUCUGGCACCAAUCCUCUCACUCCAUCUCUUCACCUCCCCCCUACGUCAUUCUCUCUUCCUCCAUUCCUCUCACUCCCUCCCCUUAUCACUCCUCUUCUUCCCCUCUCACUGACAGCGCUGAAGAUGUCUGACUUACUAGAUCUUUCCAACCUAAAGCCACUCUCCCACUCACUCGUUUAAUCUACACUCUGUCCACCUCAGGCUUUGCUUUCAUUGUGCUGGUGAUAUCAUCCCUGUGGAGCACUGGACUAGUUGUAGGCUGUGUCUGAAUAGUUCCUGUCUGCUUUCCUUGAUUUUGCUUGAUUAGUCAGCUCUGCCAGUAUAUUUAGUUAGGCCAUGGACUACAGAUCAGGCAAAAUCAAGGAGAGCAGAUAGGAAAGUAGACGCAGCUGUAGAACCGCACUGUUCUCUCUUUUUUAUACCACUUAACCUUGAACUAAUUUCUUUAACAAUAAACUACUAAAACAAACCUUCAACUUUGACCAGAAAUUACUAAAACAUCUUUAACCAAAAAGUACUAAUACGCUUUUAACUUUAACAAAAUAACUACUAACAAUCUUUAAAUGGUACAUAUUCUACAUGCUUGUAUUUUUUGUUUUCCCCCACAGGUCCACUUGGAAUUUUUGUAGGGCUCAAAUAAAAGUGUUUUCAAUGAAUCAGCUGAGUAAUUAAUUGGCAAUUUAAAUGAUAAACAGGUUUCUGCAGGCUCAUUAUCCUCUUUAUGAGGAUUCUUCAUAAUGAUGAACUAUUAGCACUCGAGGCACUUUUAUGUGCGUCACUGAAUUUUUUACAAACUGCACAUGUGUAAAAUAAACGUAAAUGUUUGCUGUUACACAUUGCCUAUGUAGGACAGUAAAAAUGUACUUUUUUUUUUAAAAUAGGACUAGACUGAACAUCUACUCCAAAAAUAUUCAUUUAGCUUUUACCGAAGCUGAAGUAAAAUGGCAAAAUACAAAGAAUAUUCCUGUUACAAACAUCAGAUGUUUUAAAUGUCUGUUUUUAUUUAGAGAUGGCCUGUGCAAUAUUAAACUCUGUGUGAGAGGUCUGUAUACACCACUUUUAGCUUGACUCUAAAAUAAUAUUGAAUAGUGGCUUUUGAAAUUAGCAUUAUUUUGUGUUAAAUAAACUAACUGCUAGACGGUUGUGCUACUUUAUAAAUAGUUUCUGCAUUGAAUACUACUAUAUAAAGUAAUGUUUAUUUAAAUUUGCUGAUCCCUGCAAAAAUUAAGAAUGUAUUUUAAUUGUGCCUUAUUCAAAAGCCACUCAGAGCUGAAACACUCAUUGUAACUUAUAACGUGAAUGGGUGGUGCAACCUUUAGACCUCUCACAAACCUAUUACUUUUAUCUCUCUCUCUCACACUCUCUCUUAGCUGGUGGCAGUGGGCUGCAGUAUUCUGAUGUACAACAGUGUAAAGAAGAGCACGCACUAUUCACACCCGAUUUCCUACUACUGACCUUCUGCUGAAAAUCAGGGCUGCAUGACGCCUCCACGCUUCUUCUCUUGCUCUUCUUUCUCCUUGUCUUUCUUCUCUUAGAAGUACACCAAGCAGCAUGAUCCCAAUGUGCCAAAAAUUGCAGCUGAGGAGGACUUUGUUGUACAUUACACUUACAUUCCUAACUGAAGUACACCUGCCUGCUGGUUCUGCAUCUGCAGUUACUCUUAA
Molecule: messenger RNA, 2496 nt
Organism: Colossoma macropomum (tambaqui)
Lineage: Eukaryota; Metazoa; Chordata; Actinopteri; Characiformes; Serrasalmidae
Exons: 9
Coding region: 184-963 (259 amino acids)
Cellular component (GO): membrane
Source: RefSeq, a predicted model, not a curated record